GUUUGGUUUUUAUCACAACUGUGUAGCAGCGGGGUUAGCCGUUUAAAUGCACCCGGGCUAGCCAGCUGCACACUUCUACUAAAAUGACUUGUCUUUUAGCAUAGUAACUUCUCAACACCUCCUGGGCUUUUAAGCCAGAGGAUACUGUAAUGUUUUCAAAGAAUGGAAUCGGACGAAGUGACGCUGAGGGAGCAACUUUUUCACAACCGCGUCCGUGAAACAAUAAUCUGUGUCCUUCUGUUUUCCUGCCUGUACAUACUCUGCUACCUCAUCCUCACCCACUUCAAGAAGACAGCAGAGUUUAUCACAGAUGAUGCUGAAGAUGCCACUGUCAACAAGAUUGCGCUGUGGCUGUGCACGUUCACGCUGUCUGUGGCCGUGUGCGCUGUUUUACUGCUGCCCAUCUCGAUCCUGUCCAAUGAAGUGCUGCUCGCUUUCCCACACAGCUACUACAUGCAGUGGCUCAAUGGCUCGCUCAUCCGUGGCCUGUGGAACCUAGUUUUUCUUUUCUCAAAUUUGUCACUGGUCUUCCUCAUGCCCUUUGCCUACUUCUUUAUCGAGUCUGAGGGAUUUGCAGGCUCCAGAAAGGGUGUUAUGGCACGGGUGUAUGAGGCAGUUGUCCUCCUGUUGUUGCUGGCUCUGCUUGUCAUGGGCAUUGUGUGGGUGGCAUCAGCUAUACUCCACGACAAUAUUGCCAGAAAAAGCCUGUAUGACCUGUGGGAAUACUACCUGCCAUACCUCUAUUCGGGCAUCUCUCUCUGUGGAGUCUUGCUACUUUUGUUGUGUACGCCCUUUGGACUUUCUCGUAUGUUCAGUGUAACUGGAAGUCUCCUGGUCAAGCCUAGGCUUUUGGAAGAUGUGGAGGACACUUUGAACUGCACUGCAUUUGAAGAGGCUACUCUGUCUAGGAAAAUAAAGUAUGGCAGAGCAUCAUGCUGGGUGAAGCUGGACAUUGAAACAAUGAAAAGAGAAUAUCAAGCAGCUCAAAACAAGCGCAUCUCUCUGGAAAUGCGUCAGAAAGCAUCAGCUUGGCAGCGAAAUUUGGGCUAUCCUCUUGCUAUGCUUGCUCUAUUGGCAAUGACGGUCAUGUGCGUGCUCAUGGUCUGCUUCAAUGUGCUGGAGUUGCUGCUUGAUGAGAAGGCUAUGCCCAGAGGAAUGGACGAUCCUCAUCUGGGUAUGGCCUCUUUUUCCAUGUUUGGUUCGCUGGGUGCUGCCGUUCAAGUUGUCCUCAUACUCUAUCUCAUGGUGUCAUCAGUAGUUGGCUUCUACAGCUCUCCACUCUUCAUAAACCUUCUUCCACGAGCGAAGGAUACCAACCUCACCCAGAUAAUAGCAAAUUGUGUGUCACUGCUCAUCUUGAGCUCAGCACUGCCCAUCUUCUCACGGACCCUUGGAAUCACCCGCUUUGAUCUACUUGGAGACUUUGGUCGCUAUGACUGGCUUGGGAACUUCUACAUAGUGUUUCUGUACAAUAUGAUGUUUGCUGGGCUCACGUCUGCCUCACUGAUAAAGACAGUCACCUGGGCGGUCCAGAGAGAGCUUAUUCGUGCCUUUGGUCUCCACAAACUGCCUUUAACAGUGUCUCGUUCGACUGUCCCCUUCAGGCUCCUUUUAGCAAGUGGACUGUCAAAAAUACAGUGACUUGUUCACAUAAAGACACUAAAUCACUAUAAUAAAAGUGUUUUUUUCUAUGGAGUUCCUUUUGGAACAGCGAGACUACAAUGCCUGUAAAGGACCACGGUGACUCUUGCAGUCACAGUCUAGUCUCUGCACACAGGGUCUGUGGGAGCAGAUUCCCGAGUCAUGGUAAUGACUGAUACAGUAGUGAGGGCAGAACUCACACUGUGUUACCAGUGUAUGCUUAAAGGCAUGUAUAAUAGAGUGCAAUAGCCAAACCUGGUGCCUUAUCUAAAGCAGGGCUGGGCUGCUCAUAUGUGAAAGUCAGCAUAGUUAUUUUCAAAUAUUACAUAGUAAGACAGACGUAAUUUCCUUUUCCUGCUCUGGGCCGGUAGAGUGCUCUGUUGUUUUUGUGUAGCCCCUCCACUCUUGGAAGGUUGAUACCACUAUUUUAGGAGUGUGUGUUUGGUACUUCAGUGUUAUAAAGUGACUCUUCUCAUUUUGUGUGAAAUUGGCACAGAUAUUUGUGUAAAUACAGAUUAUGCUGGGAACAUCAUUAGACGGUUUACAAUUAGAAUAGAAUAUUCAUAAUUACCAGUCCCAGUAGCACUUGGGGCUGUCGUUUUACAAAAUCAAUUUUAAAGUGCAUAAAUGAUGGAGCUUUAUAUUAUAGCUUUUAUUUUUAGUCACAUGCAGAGAUUUUCCAUUUUGAUUAACACACAGGAGAUAAAUCUGCCUUUGACCGACUGUACUGUGAAUAAGUGUGGGACACUGCAAUAUUAUCAAUAUUUUUUUUUUGUCUUUCUCACAAAUCACAUUCAAUUUGUUGAAGUAGGCUAUUUGUUAUGAUUAGUUUAAAAUAGAUUUAUUUAAGAUGUACUAUUGUGAAGAUAAGACCACAGAUCUGUUAAGUUUUAUCUAUACAAAAUGGGAAAGUAUUUUAUUAUGUGUUUUCUUAAUGAGCAUUUUAUUGUCUUAUUGCCAUUGGUGACGUGUCACCAUUGCUGUUAUUGCUGUAUCAGCAGAUUUUUUACUGUGGGCCAAUCGAGCAGGUGAUGGUGUCUGCAAAUCUCCACCCCUGCCAUAUGAGUCACUCUGACUAUAGGUUUACCAUUUUGUGUGAAAUGUUAUACUGUAUUAUAUUGUUCAGAUCAGUUGUUAUUGUUGUUCUUGAGCACUGUGGGGUUACUUUUUCUUAACUUUUUGGGAAGCCAAAGUUCUUUCGUGAUGCAAGGGUAUUUCAAGGACAUAAUAGCUUAAAGUAUUGAAUGUAAUACAGUUGACGUUAAGUAUUCAGCAUUGUACUUAAAGAAAAAAAGUGUGUAUUGUUUACCUUUUUAAUGCUCUGACAAUUGAGAAUUUUCAUUUAUGUAUAAUACAAAUAAUACAAAAUAAACCUUUUUUUUAAGUUUG
Periophthalmus magnuspinnatus is the source of this 3030-nucleotide messenger RNA. It is a transcript of the gene lmbr1l, whose product is annotated as limb development membrane protein 1-like. Lineage: Eukaryota; Metazoa; Chordata; Actinopteri; Gobiiformes; Gobiidae. Gene Ontology annotation, biological process: receptor-mediated endocytosis; signal transduction. The record is from RefSeq and is a predicted model, not a curated record. Gene Ontology annotation, molecular function: transmembrane signaling receptor activity. The transcript has 17 exons. The coding region runs from base 163 to 1641 and encodes 492 amino acids.